Molecule: messenger RNA, 570 nt
Organism: Necator americanus (New World hookworm)
Lineage: Eukaryota; Metazoa; Nematoda; Chromadorea; Rhabditida; Ancylostomatidae
Exons: 1
Coding region: 1-570 (189 amino acids)
Source: RefSeq, a predicted model, not a curated record
AUGACUUUUUCACUGUCAACCCAACAAGGCCUUCUCACUCGAACAGGAAAUCGCUUGUCCACUAUUCUGAAGAAAGAAGCAAACCUCUUCAACAUGCAAUUCGAUCCCUCAAUGAUGGACGACUCCGAUAUCAGAACCCUUCGACGGCGUAUUCGCAGAGCCAAGGUUAUUCUUGAAACUGAAGCAAACAAACUCGAAAUUGCUCUAGAGAACUAUGGAAGCGCUGCGGACAACUUGGACAAAGAAACACCAUCCAUAUCGGAAAUCAUAUCAAGAGUGGAGGCGAAUAUGGACACAGCUCAAGGACUCUUGGAUCAGACCCAAAAGGCUGUGACAGACCUGACAAGGCUCCAACAAGAUCUCGAAGAAUCACGAAAUUACGAUACUACCAUAUCGCUAGAUGUCCACGAAAUGAAACUUACACCAAUUCCUAUUCCUAAAUUCAAUGGGCGGAUCUGGGAAUGGGAAACCUUUUGGAGAUCGUUUGAACACACGGUACACUCAAGGAACAUCGACAAUUUGUUCAAAUCGAACUAUCUUCUUGAUGCCUUACAAGGAGAUGCGAGUUAG